Messenger RNA from Danio rerio (zebrafish), 5535 nucleotides. Lineage: Eukaryota; Metazoa; Chordata; Actinopteri; Cypriniformes; Danionidae. The record is from RefSeq and is a predicted model, not a curated record.
CAAAUAGGAACUAGUAGGCUGUUUAUAAUAAGAACAGGACUGAAUAAAUAAGCAACAGCUUAUAAUAAAUAGCUAGAGUCUCUAAGUGAAAUGUGUUUUAAUUAGUAUUGUCGCUGGUAGUAUCUUUUAAAAGUAGUAAGCUUUCCUUUAACAUUGUAAAACGGUUAAUCGGAAAAAUCCAGGAUCAGGUCUCGCCGCUCCCAACUAGUGUUUUGAUAGUCUGCAGCACGACCACGACGCGUCUGCGUGUAUGCGCACAUUCACCAAUCAUGUUUAGGAUCUGACGCAUGCGCAUGACAGCACAGUACCGACCGCUGUCUGUCGAUCGCAGGUGUCAACGGAGCAAGCGUCCCUGCAGCGGCGAGUCAGGAAACCUAUCUGUCCCGUCGACAAAAACAUCAGUCCUCCGGAGUCGCCGGCACUACAGAACGGACGGCCUGACAAUGCUCGAAUGAGACCGUGAGCUCGCGUCUGUUGCCAGGGCAGGUUUAAGCGAGGAAGAGGGCGGCUUUCCGGGCUGUAGACAGCGGGCUCGCGGAGCGUCUUCAGCGGGGAGCGCUGCGGUCCUGCUGCCGCCGCCACCGCUACAGCUGCCGCUAAAAUGUUCGUACAGGAGGAGAAGAUCUUCGCAGGCAAAGUCCUGAAGGUCCACGUCUGUACAAUGGAGGGAUCCGAGUGGUUGGAGGAAGUCACGGAAGACACCACAAUAGAGAAACUCAAGGAGAAAUGCUUAAAGCAUUAUGUCCAUGGAAGUCUAGAGGAUCCUAAAACCCUUACACAUCACAAACUCAUUCAUGCUGCCACUGAGAGAAUUCUCACUGAAUCCAAAACAGUCUCUGAGGAAAAUCUUAAAGAUAAAGAUUGUUUAAUACUGUUAAAGAAAAGACCUCCACCAGCUCCACCAAAAAUGACCGACAUAUCUUCUGAAGAGAAGAAGAAGCAAGACAACAAAGCUCCAGAUAAGGAUGCCAUCCUCAAAGCCACAGCAAGCCUGUCCACUCGUAACACUGACCGUACAGUAACACAGCACAACAUCAGAGAUUUUCAGACAGAGCUGAGAAAGAUUCUAGUUUCGCUUAUCGAGGUCGCUCAGAAGCUGCUGGCUCUGAAUCCUGAUGCUGUAGAGCUUUUUAAAAAGGCCAAUGCCAUGUUAGAUGAGGAUGAGGAGGACCGCGUGGAUGAAACGGCCCUGCAGCAGUUGACUGAGAUGGGUUUCCCUGAGAGUCGUGCUGUGAAGGCUCUGCGCUUAAACCACAUGUCUGUGACCCAGGCUAUGGAAUGGCUGAUUGAGCAUGUUGAUGACCCCAUGGUUGAUGCGCCUCUACCAGGACAGGAGAGUCCAGGGGCAGCCGCCGCUGCAGCGCCUGCUCCAGGAGCCUCUGCCACAGCUUUAGCAGCCCGUGCUCGUUUGAUCUCCCAGGCCAGCAUAGACGAGGCCAAACAGGAUGAACUGACAGAGAUCUUUAAAAGGAUCAGAAGAAAAAGAGAGUUCAGACCAGACUCACGGCAGGCAGUGAUUGCACUAAUGGAGAUGGGCUUCGAUGAGAAGGAAGUGAUCGAUGCUCUCCGCGUCAAUAAUAAUCAACAGGAUGCAGCUUGCGAAUGGCUGCUCGGUGACAGAAAGCCCAGUCCUGAGGAUCUGGACAAAGGCAUCGAUACCAACAGUCCACUGUUUCAGGCUAUCCUGGAGAACCCCGUUGUACAGCUUGGUCUCACAAACCCCAAGACUCUUCUAGCAUUUGAGGACAUGCUGGAGAAUCCGCUGAACAGCACACAGUGGAUGAAUGAUCCUGAGACGGGUCCCGUCAUGCUCCAAAUCUCCAGAAUCUUCCAGACACUAAACCGCACAUAAGCACACCUCAUCGCUGGAGCAGCCGGAACCACAGUGCAGGGGAAAAUGUAAAUCGUUUAUAAGAGAACUGUGUGAGUUUGUGUGUGUGUGUGUGUGUUUGUGGCUUAAUUAUUGUUUUAAGUGGGAAGUCACAGAUGAUGAAUGUAAAAAUACUAUGAUGACAUUUUCACAUCAUGAUAUACAGAGGAAAAUAUCUAUUUAUAACUUUACUCAAGACUUGUACAAAGCAGUAACAUAAAGAUAAAUCGCUAACUACAUUAUUUAGUUUUUUAUGUUUUAGGAAGAUCUGUUUUUAAUUAUGUUAAGCACAUGCUUUAUUUUAUAUCAUUUCCCUGUGUAACUGUACAAUUAGUCAUCUAAAAAGAAAAAAAGGAAUUUUGUAUGUUACUUGUGCGCAAAGAUCAAAUUAUAACCAAAUUAUAUGACAGCUCACACAGUACAUUUGUCAUAACUGAAUGUUUCUACUGGGAGGUAAACAUAUAUUCAGUUAGUUUUAUUAUUGGUUCAAAAACAAUUAUGUGAUAUAAUAGAUGUUCCUUACACCCACAUGAACUGAACAUAUGUUGGGGGAAAGCGAGCACCAGCAGUUUUUCUGCAAUUCAUUUAAAGAUGAUUCAAACAUGGUACAGAUAUGUGAUGUGGAGCUGACGGAAGCCCCUUGCGUACGCUGAUAUAUGAUAGAUAAUGAAAUCUAACCUGAUCCCUUUGUUUCUUAUAUCUCUCAUUCUAUUCAUCUAUAAACAGACUAUUCAGGUGGAAUCUGUCCAAAUAGACACGAGUCAGUUUUUGUUUUGUCCUUUUAGAACAAAAAUGUUAUAUACGUAAAUGAGUACUGGAUCGUUACCUUACUUUACUAGCCCCUGCAUCAGGGGUUUUCAAGUGAUGUAUUGCAGUACCUUUUUAUUAUCCACUAUUAUGAUCAAGCUGCUGCCUCUAUAUUGCUGUACUUACAGCAGGCUGGGAAAUCAAGAAACUUGUUUCUGCCAUGGAAAACAAUUGAAAUUUACAUUAUAUUAUUUUAUACAAUUUAUAUUAUUUCUAUAAAACAGUUUAUAUUUUACAAUUCAGACUUUUCCUCUGAGAUUUGUGAAUUAAAUCUCACAUUAGCAUGUUAUGAACUUAUAUUUGUGAACUGAAAGUUCUACUAUAUUAUACUAAAUGCCUAGAAUUCUGAAUUUAAGUUUGGUGUUGUGAAUGAGUCAGGAUUGUGAGAGCGUGCUAUUUCAAAAAUCACAAUAAAUAAAUAAAUAAAAAUGAAAACUGCAAUAGUGAGAUAUAAAUGAAGAAUUCUGACUUUCUUGCAAUUGCAGGUUUAAUUUGGAGGUUUCUUAUUGUCAGCAGUGGGUAUUGUUUCACUAAUUAAUCAUUUGAAAUUAAAUAAUGAAAAAAUGACUUUUCCGGAAAUUUCCGAUUGGUUGUUGGUUUAUAAACUUUUUUUUUAUAGAUUUUUGUUAGUACAUGUCGUUCUUAGGAUUUAAACUGACUGAUGAUACUAGGCUGCAGGACUUAUUUAAAACAAUACAAGUAAACAAAUUUAAAAUCAGGACAUAUUUAAGUAUAUAAAUGAAGAAAUCUGACUGACUUGUCUGUAAUUGCAAGUGUGAUUUGUAUUUUUUUCAACAGUUGCUAUCUUAAAAGCCUGCAGAUGUACAAUUGUAAGAAAUAUAUACUAAAAUCUUUAUUGUUAGCAGUGUGUAUUGUUGUACUAAUUGAUCAUUAAAAAUGAAUUAAUGAAAGAAAAAAAGAGCUUAAUUUCCACAAAUAUCUGUUUGGUUGUUGGUUUAUUUACAUUUUUUUUCCCCCAUAGAUUUUUGUUAGUACGUGACUUUCUUGGGAAUUAAACUGACUGAAGAUGCCAUAGGCUGUGGACCUACAGGACACAUUUAAAACAAUUAAAAAAAGGUUAUUUAAAAUCAGGACAUAUUGGAAUUUAUAAAUGAAGAAUUCUGACUUGCUUGCAAUUGCAAAUUUAAUUUGUACUUUUUUUUUUGAAAAACAAUUGCUAGUUUGUAUUUUAAAAACCUAGAGAUGUACAAAUAGUGACAAUUUGUCUCACAAGUUUCAAGUUUUUGUCUUUCAACUCUCAAAUUUCUGAGAAAAAGUCUGAUUUGUCACAUAUAAACUUAGAUUUUACUGGUUUAAAUCACAAGACAAAAAUUGUGUUAUUUAAAAAGUAACCCUAAUUGCUUCCAUUUUUUUAUCCUGUGGCAGAAACCAGUUUCCACAUUGAAGAAUGGUUUGUGCUAACUAAAAUAAAGAGUUUUCCUUAAUGAAUUUAUUCUACUACACAAGCUUGUCUCCUAAUAUUUGUUGUGUUUACUGACAGGUAUGCAUUAUGUCAUCCAACUUUUAACCUUGCACUUAUCAGUCGUCUGCAUUCGUUAUGUACAAUAAUUCAGAUUCUAUUCUCUUAUUUUAAACUACACAUUCAUCUGGGAAAAAACCCCAUCUGGGGUGAAAUGCAAAAAACAUCAUUUACAGUGAAGAUCUUUUUUAGGUGAGCAUCUGUUUUAAAUACAAGUACUUGGAUUAUUAAAAAUAAAUGUUUAUUUACUUUUUUCGUCAAACUCUAGUUUGUAUUUCAAUUAAUGAUUUGGAUUUUUUAAUGUUUCACUAACACAAAAGCGCUCAUACCAAACACUAUUUUUUGAUUCAUAGAUAAUUGCGUGAAUUAGAGAAUGAAAUAUACUUUUUUCUUCUUCGUCGUCGUCUUUUUGGCCAUGCGUGGAGUGUUUUCCAUUCAAUAUUUGAAUCGUGUUGGUGUGAAGUGUGUGCUCAGGGGUUUCUUAGCCAUACCGGGCAAAUAUCUGCUAUAUAAUGCCUACUUUAUCAAUACAAAUACAGUAGCGUAGUGAUCGCAUUAUCAGAAGACUCUAUGAAUAUAUCUGAAAUCCUGCUCUUUAAAUAAGAACGUGCUAUCCUUGUGUGUUAUUUAUUUUGAGGCCAAAUAUAACCAAUCAUGAAAGCAUCCCUAGAGAAAUCAUGCAAUUUUAACACCAUUGUAGAAGACCUCACCUAACGGUACACUGUUCACUUCAUUGUCCGAGUGGCCUCAAAUGUGCUUCAGGGUUAUUUUGAACACAUUUAGCAUUUAAAAUUCUCAGUUGUCUUGAAAAAUAUACAUUUUCUUUGGUCUUAAGAGAUGUGUAGUUUUAGUUUUCAAGGACUAGAAAGAACAAGCUUCUAUGCAAUUCAAAUAAUUUUUGUUGCCUCAACAGAUGACAGGUUUCAGUUUCAUUUGUGGUAUUUAAUGUGCAUAUCUUGUUUUAAGGAGGGAUUUGUUUUGGCAUCAUGGGUAAACUCUGUUAGGUAGGAAGUGCUGUAUGAUUUCAGUAUUUUAAAAUGUUUGAUGUACUGUUUAGAAAUGCUUAUAUGAUGGAACAGUGUCAUUUUAAACCCUGAAAGUGUGGUGAAAACCUGCAAUAUAUGAUAGCUCAUAAUUAAAAUUUUUUUUUCUUCCAUAUUUUGAAAAGGUUAUCGUGUCACAGAAGUUCUGAAAUCUAUUUCGAAGGUCUGGUGCUUUUGUGUUACCAUUUACGGAUCUUUUUUUGUGUCCUUUCUACAUGUACAACAUUACUACGUUUCACUUAGGGCCCCCACUGUCUGAGAGCUAAAAUGUAUAACUUUUCUCAAUCCAGUUGUUGAAAAGUCUUUUCAUGACAAAUAAAAGAAAAGUUUUGAAA